Molecule: messenger RNA, 1828 nt
Organism: Lingula anatina
Lineage: Eukaryota; Metazoa; Brachiopoda; Lingulata; Lingulida; Lingulidae
Product: nesprin-1-like
Cellular component (GO): membrane
Molecular function (GO): protein binding
Source: RefSeq, a predicted model, not a curated record
AUGCCUAUCAACCUAAGACUGCUUCAUCACUACCGCAACUGGAAAAAGCCAGAGCAGAAAAAACAGGACGCUAUGGUUAAAGACAACAACUUCUUCAGGUUUAAGGACAAUAUAAUCAGUGUUGUUCAGCGAUGGGAAUUGUUACAAGCCCAGGCCCAGGCCAAAGACGGGAGGCUGAAAAAGAGCAGACAGCAAUGGCAGCAGUUCAAAACAGACAUCAGAAAUGUGAUCUUGUGGCUGGAUGAAGCUGAGGCUAUUCAACGGACGCAGGUUAUCGUGCCCAGUGAUAUCAAGCAGCUAGAGGUGGUGAUUAGGAGGCACAGGGAGUUUCUCCUUCAGUUAGACAGUCGCAAGGCCAUUGUUCUCUCCAUCAACUUACUGAGUCAACAGUUCUUAGGGCAGGACAACAAGGAGAGUAGAAAUUUGAAGGAACAUUUACUGAUCAUGAACCAGAGAUGGGAAAAUGUCACUUCCAAGACCUCGCUGUGGCAGAAAAAGCUCCAGAUGGCGCUGAUGCAGUGCCACGAUUUCCAUCAGACAAUCAAGGACUUGUUGCUGUGGCUAGAGAGUGUGGAGGCCAAGAUCAAAGUGUGUGAGCCAGUGAAUAUCCACGAUGACAAAGAUACUCUGAGAUUAAAAUACAAUAAAUUCAAGGAAGUUCAGACUGACCUUGAGAGGUCACAGCCAAGGGUGACCUCCCUGAAGGAAUCCACUGACCAGUUACUGUCCAGCACAGACUCCAGUGAAGCCAAACACGUGAGGGAGAAGAUGAUCAUCAUUGACACCAGACUCAGGACCUUAUCCCGCCAAUGCAUGCUGUAUAUCAGUAAACUGGAGGUGGCAUUGGGAAUUGCUCAGAGAGAAUCUCCAUUGUCCUUUAGUCUUGACCUGUCAGAUAGUGCCAACAGAGGGCAGUAUCGUACUAGCACACCCAGAUAUAGGUCAAGGUCAUCAAAUUCUCCAUUGACACCCACCGGUUUCUCAAGACAGCUCUUGGCCAUACGAACAGAGAUAGUGAAGGAACAUGCAGAGGCUCGUGCAGAAGCUGAAACUACCGAAAGUCCCCUUGAAGGUGCAGUAGCAGUCAGACGACGCCGUCCAGCGGCAUUUCUGGUGAGAGUGUGUCGCACAGCGUUACCUCUUCAGAUAUUGCUGCUCCUGUUGCUGGGCAUUGCUUGCCUCGUACCAAUGAGUGAGGAGGAUUUCAUGUGCGAACUGCGCAACAAUUUCCAGCGCUCCUUAGAUCCCAUGUUGACUUACUUGGAUGGUCCACCUCCAGUGUAAGCCGUGGUGCAUAUGAGAUGUAUAAGCAAUGGAAGGGAGGAUUAUUCAAAAAAUUAAAAAAGGAUUAAAAAAAGAGAGAGAGAGAAAACCUCAAGAUGAUCCUAUCAGGGAUUUCACUUUUAUCCAGGUUUAUGCAGUGAUCAACUGGUUCACAUGCCAAUACCACAAUGAAGUUCUUAAUAAGAAAGUUCUUCAGAGAUCAGCACAAAAUACACAGUGUAUGUAUGACUUUUUUGUUGGAAGGCAGCAGCUAAAAAUGCCAAGUUGUAUACUUGUAGAAAUACAUAGAUUUUGUAAAUAUACUUAAGUGCAUUGCAUUUCAAAUCAUGUUUGUCAAUCAAGUGAUUGCACAUAGUAAAUAUAAUUAACAGUUGAUGUUGAUAAUCUUUUUGUACAUUUGUGUAUUUUAUGUAAGAAACAAAUAGAUGAGUGUCAGUUUUUUUUGUACAUACUUUUGUUCCACUUUUGAUGUAGAGAGAUAUUUUACUCAUGCUUACUGUUUGUGCUUUCAAAGCAGUUGUAUGAUAUGAUAUGGUAUAUGUAU